Drosophila hydei is the source of this 995-nucleotide messenger RNA. RefSeq names its product ficolin-1-like. The coding region runs from base 25 to 915 and encodes 296 amino acids. The record is from RefSeq and is a predicted model, not a curated record. The transcript has 3 exons. NCBI's taxonomy places the organism in Eukaryota, Metazoa, Arthropoda, Insecta, Diptera, Drosophilidae.
CAUCAUUCAGCACUAACUGCAACGAUGCUGUCAAGAAAUAUUUGUACAAUAUUUUUAUUUGUAUACAUAUCAAUAGCUAAGUGUGAAGAUGACAAAGAUGGAAAUUUCACAGUUAAAUAUAAAAAUAAAUCGGAAAUACAUUUUAUAAUGAAUGACUCUAAUGCAUUGUUGCUCCAAGCACAGCUCGAAGCGAUGAGACUUGAGCAGAGAAACCUAUUUGCAGAGCUUUCAGCGAAAGUAGACAAAUUGAUGGCAAGCAACUUGCUGUCAUCUCAGUUUCCUGAUAGUUGUGCUAAAGCAACGGCAAUGAGUCGACGUAGUGGAGCUUAUCAGAUUGUUAUUCCGGACUAUAGUGUCCACCCCUUCAUAGUUAGCUGUGAUGAGGAUACGCAGAACGGCGGGUGGCUCGUCAUACUGAGGCGUGAGGAUGGAAGCCUUAAUUUCUUUCGCUAUUGGAAUGACUAUAAAAAUGGCUUUGGCAAUGUGAGUGGUGAGUUUUUUAUAGGCCUGGAUAAGUUGCAUCUUUUGACCAAAGAGAGGAACCAGGAACUGCUCAUCAGCAUGGAAGACUUCAAAGGCAACAAAAGGUAUGCAAAAUACACUCAAUUCUCCGUUGGCAGUGAACAAAAUUUAUAUGCCUUACAAACCCUGGGCGAAUACUCCGGAGAUGCUGGCGAUUCUUUGAGUCCACAUCUGGGCCAAAAGUUUACAGCACGUGAUCGAGAUAAUGAUAAUUAUAGUCGAAACUGUGCAGAAUUGUAUACUGGCGGGUGGUGGUACGACAAAUGUCACUCAAGUAAUCUAAUGGGAAAAUAUAAUGAUAGCACUCAUGGAAAGGGUAUCAACUGGUUGCUGUUUUCCGGUCAUACUGCCUCGCUUAAAUUCGUGCAAAUGAUGAUAAGAAAUGUGCAAUGAAUCGAAAAGAGAAAUACUCUCAGUUUGAACGCUUUAUUGUAAUUUGAUUAAUUAAUUUAAAUCGUAUCUUUGCUUUUGAG